CCCCCCCUUCCUCCCCCCACGACCCCAUCUCGCCUUUGCGACAUGGCCGUUUCAAUUUCUUUCACGGAUGCCCUCUUAAUUAUCGGUGGCCUUUGGCUCGCCAAACGUCUUCUUUCCAAGAAGCCAGUCGCUCCCCUUCCUCCAGGUCCCAAGGGUUUGCCUCUGGUAGGCAAUGUUUUCGACAUGCCCAAAACAAAGGAGCACCUCGAGUUUGCCAAAUGGGGCCAAGAGUACAACAGUGACAUCAUCUACGUCAAGGUGCUCGGACAGCCCAUCGUCAUCCUCAACAGCGCGAAGGUGACAUUCGAGAUGUUGGACAAGAAGAGCUCUAUGUAUUCCGACCGGCCUGUGUUCCGUGUCGCAAGCGAGAUGGUUGGGUGGAAAGACGUCCUGGUCCUCACACCCUACGGUGAUCGGUUCCGUGAGUCUCGUCGGCAGCUCCACCGUCUGAUGGGCACGAAGGCGGGAUGCGAGACCUUUGCGGAUUUGAUGGAGACGGAGGCACGGAAGUCGUUGAGACGUCUCCUGGCGAACCCGGAUGAUUUCAGACAGAACAUUCGCAAGACCGCUGGCGCUGUUAUUUUGAUGAUUGCCUACGGCUACAAGACCAACGAAGACGAGGAUCCCCUGAUCAAGCUCGUUGAUGUCGCCACGGAUCAGUUUUCGAAACUAACGGAGGCUGGUGGCCACAUCAUCGACGUUUUCCCUCUUCUUCGGUAUAUUCCCUCGUGGGUUCCUGGAAUCAACUUUCACAAGACGAUUUCUAAAUGCAAGGCGACUUUGGAGGAGAUGGCGAAUGUGCCCCACAAUUUUGUGAAGCAGCAGAUGGCGGAGGGCACAGCUGUUCCCUCGUUCACUUCAACCCGUCUCGAAAGCAAGAUUCUUACACCAGAGCAAGAGGAUAUCGUCAAAUGGUCGGCGGCCUCUCUCUACAGCGGCGGUGCAGAUAGCACUGUCUCCGCGCUCUCCACAUUCUUCCUAGCGAUGACACUUUAUCCUGAGAUCCAAAGGAAGGCCCAGGCAGAAAUUGAUGCCGUCGUAGGCACAGAUCGCCUACCCACCUUGGCUGACAGGCCACAUCUGCCAUAUGUUGACGCCGUGAUCAGUGAGACGCUUCGGUGGGCACCCGUUGGUCCUCUCAGUGUAGCACACAGACUGCAGGAAGACGACAUCCAUAACGGGUACUUCAUCCCGAAGGGCUCCAUCAUCAUCCCCAACGCCUGGGCGAUGCUGCACAAUCCGCAGACGUACAGAAACCCAGAGAAGUUUGAUCCCGACCGCUUCCUCGAUUUGGAAGGGUGGCCCGCAGAGCAAGAUCCCAGGGCUUAUGGAUUUGGAUUUGGACGGCGCAUCUGCCCUGGUCUUGCUCUCGCCGACAUGUCCAUCUUCUCCAACGUUGUUGCGAAUUUGGCAGCGUUCGACAUCCGCACUGUUGUCGACAGCAACGGCAAACCCGUCGAGGUUGUGCCUGAGUUCACAGACGGGACGAUCAGUCACCCCGCGCCAUUCAAAUGCAGCAUCAAGCCUCGUUCGGCUCACGCAGAGCAUCUCAUCUUCGCCGAUUAAACAACGGAAGUGACGGCUGUAUCUCGCGCAUUCUCUCGCAUCUUAUGCACGGCCUAUACAUCGCAUAUUUAUGGGGAUCCCACUAACACCCGCCCCGUCUUUCAUUUGUCACCUUUUUGUCGCGGUGAACGCUCCCAUAGACUUGGGACAGGGGCGCGCUCGUCUCGCACGCCGCCGGUUUAGAACACAACAUUUAUCUCUAUACACCUUUGCUUGUAUUUUUUACACCAUCAGCUUAUUAUUCUUUCGGACUGUGGCCGCUGGAGGCUUGUCAAGUUACUGUCUUGAGAAGACGAUUUCUUUUCUGACUUAAACAAUAUAUUCAACAUAACAUAUCGCACAAGCAGUUGCUGUUGCUAGCGUAGAAUUGAAAAAUUCAAGUGAAAUGAGUGUUGGG
Heterobasidion irregulare TC 32-1 is the source of this 1963-nucleotide messenger RNA. It is a transcript of the gene cyp36, whose product is annotated as cytochrome P450 monooxygenase 36. Bases 43 to 1566 code for a protein of 507 amino acids. Gene Ontology annotation, molecular function: iron ion binding; oxidoreductase activity, acting on paired donors, with incorporation or reduction of molecular oxygen; heme binding. The record is from RefSeq and is a predicted model, not a curated record. NCBI's taxonomy places the organism in Eukaryota, Fungi, Basidiomycota, Agaricomycetes, Russulales, Bondarzewiaceae. The transcript is spliced from 10 exons.